AAAUCUUUUAGGUUCGUCAUUGCUGUUUAGUAUCAUUGUUGAUCUGUUUCUUGAGGUUUAUCAAUGGAUGCUUUAGACUCGGUGAUCAAGAGGUUGCUUGAAGCUAGAGAGAAACCAGGAAAGACUAUUCAGUUGUCAGAAACAGAGAUCAAAAAGCUCUGUUUCGUCUCUAGAGAUAUCUUCUUGAGACAACCAAAUCUCUUGGACCUCGAAGCUCCUGUCAAAAUUUGUGGGGACAUUCAUGGACAAUACUCAGAUCUCUUAAGACUGUUCGAACACGGAGGACACCCUCCUCAUUCUAACUACUUGUUCCUUGGAGAUUACGUCGAUCGUGGCAAACAAAGCAUCGAAACAAUUUGUCUCUUACUCGCUUAUAAGAUCAAGUUCCCUGAAAACUUCUUCCUCCUCAGAGGAAACCACGAAAGUGCUUCGAUCAAUCGCAUCUACGGCUUCUACGACGAGUGUAAACGUCGUUUUAGUGUCAAGAUUUGGCGAAUCUUCACUGAUUGCUUCAAUUGUCUCCCCGUGGCUGCCCUCAUCGAUGACCGGAUUCUCUGUAUGCACGGUGGGAUCUCCCCGGAGCUGCUUAGCUUGAGACAGAUUAGGGAUAUUCGUCGUCCAACGGAUAUUCCUGAUCGUGGUUUACUCUGUGAUCUCUUGUGGUCUGAUCCUGAUAAAGUGGUUAGAGGUUGGGGGCAUAACGAUCGUGGAGUUUCAUACACUUUUGGAUCGGAUACAGUUUCUGAGUUUCUCAAAAGACUCGAUCUUGACCUAAUUUGUAGGGCUCAUCAGGUUGUGGAAGAUGGGUUUGAAUUCUUUGCGAACAAGCAGCUCGUGACGAUAUUCUCUGCGCCGAAUUACUGUGGGGAAUUCAAUAAUGCAGGUGCGAUAAUGAGUGUGGACGAUGAUUUGACCUGCUCUUUUCAGAUCUUAAAACCUAAUGACAAGAAAUCGAAAUUCAGUUUCGGAGGCAGAGGUGGUACUAAAACUAGCUUCCCUUAUCCUAAAGUCAAGUCGAUUCUGAGUUCGCAGAGUUCAUACAACCGAUGAAGAUUUGAUGACUCACGAUGACUUCUACAAGCAUGCAACUGAGUAUGAUAAUGCUUAGCAAGAGCAAGAGGAUUUUGAAUUUCGGAUUUUUAGAAGCUUUUGGGUUUACUUAUUUGGGCACUUCACUUUACCUGUGUGUGUGUUUUCUUUGCUGUUGUCUUCUUUCUUUUCGUUGUAAAUUUGGUUUUGUAAUUGUUGGUGCAUUAAAUUUGAAUAAAACAUGUUUUCCUUUGGACCAAA
Molecule: messenger RNA, 1290 nt
Organism: Eutrema salsugineum
Lineage: Eukaryota; Viridiplantae; Streptophyta; Magnoliopsida; Brassicales; Brassicaceae
Product: serine/threonine-protein phosphatase PP1 isozyme 7
Exons: 4
Coding region: 64-1050 (328 amino acids)
Cellular component (GO): cytoplasm; nucleus
Molecular function (GO): protein serine/threonine phosphatase activity
Source: RefSeq, a predicted model, not a curated record